This is a messenger RNA of Rhinolophus ferrumequinum (greater horseshoe bat), 5707 nucleotides long. RefSeq names its product ATPase 13A1 (gene ATP13A1). Gene Ontology annotation, molecular function: P-type ion transporter activity; ATP binding; membrane protein dislocase activity. The transcript is spliced from 25 exons. The coding region runs from base 1805 to 5491 and encodes 1228 amino acids. Gene Ontology annotation, cellular component: endoplasmic reticulum membrane. The record is from RefSeq and is a predicted model, not a curated record. Lineage: Eukaryota; Metazoa; Chordata; Mammalia; Chiroptera; Rhinolophidae. Gene Ontology annotation, biological process: intracellular calcium ion homeostasis; extraction of mislocalized protein from ER membrane.
UUUACUGACAGUCAAUUCUGCCUUUUGCCUUCUCUAAUUUGGAACUGCACUGAAAAUUCAAAUGAGAAAACAAUUAUAGUAAAACAGAAAUAUACAUGUUGUUUCUCCAAAACUCUUUGAUGAUCUUUGAAGAGGCCAUGAGGAGCCCAGACGAGGAAGAACUGACUGCCCCGUAAGUUGUUCAGUGUUAUGCCAAAAACUCAUACAGCGAAAAAAAUAACUCAUUUUUGGAAAUAAGACUGCUUCAGAAUUCAAGAUGUCAUCGGUAAAGGACACUCAAAUUAAAUAGUACAGUCUGUUUCUUACCUCAAUAUGUAACUAUUUGGAAUCCAAUUUUGAUUUCACAACUUCAAAUUACCUCUAUGCUUUAAAACCAUUCUCCCUGAGAAAGGGAGGUUUCAUUUACGAUGACAUCCAAUGUGCUUGCGAGUGUUCAAAAAUAAUGAACAUUUUGGACACAGCUAGCAGCAUAUAAUUAUUUUACAAAUGCAAAGAGCUGGUUGACAAAUAGCUGGUUUACAAAACAAACCUGUUUGAGAGAGUUAGAAACGAAUUCCUGAAAAUCAAAAAGUCUGUUGUUGCUGGUAAAUAAAAUAUAUGCUGAAAGGCUUUAGCUGAGAGGGUAUCAGAGAAUCAGAGUAAUUGUGAGCUUGAUUAAGAGAAUGGACGCAAGUCCAAGUGAUGUCACCUUUGACCGCUUAGUUUUAUCACUAGAUAAAAGAAAAGGAUGCAGUUCCUUCAGAGAAGUAUUAUUAGAAAAGAGAACUGAGUUAAAAUAUCCUAGUGUGUAACUGUCCAGAAAUUAAUGUCAGUUAUAUUUUAUUAAAUACAUUUUUAUUAAAUAUUGUCUAAGUCCUACUGCAUUUAAGUUCUCCUUUUACAAAGUCUUACACUUAUGUACUCGUAUCUUAAGAAUAUGCCACAAUAUAGCCUAGAAAUUUAAAUAGCCAACGGAGUUUAGAAAGUUGUUCAAAUAAAUUGCUGUAUCAGAGGACACAAAGAAAUAUUACAAAAAUAUUGCUAUACUUUUUUCUCCCACAUACUGCUUAAUUAAUCCUACUGUUGAUUACUAUUGUCACUGUUAAAGCACUUCUAUUGUGGUUUUGUUCAAAUAACGGCAUUUAUGUAACAGGAAAGUAAAUACAGAAUAAGAUAGCAUUUCAAACAAACACCAAUUUUUCAUGUUUUUAUGUUAAAGUAGUAACUUUGUGUGUGUUUAAUUAUCUGUUACAUGAUAGCUCUCGUGCAGCUUGGCUGUGUUCUGUGUUGGCUCUCUAACCCUGCCCCAGUCCCGCCCAGGACUCCACAGGAGGGACCUAGCCCGCCCCCGGAGACUAACCUGGGACACUCAUAAUAAAUCCCACCCGUCAGCGCGACGAGGCCCGCUUCUCUGAACGCGGGCUUGUCACCGACUGGUCCCGCUUCCGCUGUGUCCUGGCUUUGCCCCUGGUGACCCAGACAGGCCGGUGCCUGUGCAGUCACGGAGGAGGGCCAGCCGCUUCCGGCUCAGGUUGUCAAAGUGGCGCCCAGCCCGCCUUGCCGCGUGUUUUCCGGUCUCAGUCCGGCGUGGCAGGGCAGGGAGGCGCCGAAGCGCUUUCAGACCCGCUCUGUCAUGGCGGCGCCCUGACUCUCCUUCCGGCCAAUCCUGUCAUGGCGACACCCUGAGUAGCCACUUCCAGCCCCCUACGUGGUCCUGGCUCUUUUUCACUCCCCGCCGCUGUGGCAGCGCUCAGGGUUCACCGGAUGUAAAACAUCGGAAGUGAGGCGGGGCCUCUGCCCGGAAGCGAGCGCGGCGCUGGGAAAGAUGGCGGCGGCGGUGGCUGUGGGCAACGCGGUGCCUUCCGGGGCCCGGCAUUGCGGGGCUCGGCCCGGCGGGCAGCCCAAACCGGGGCCGCAGCCGCGCACGCUCCUUGCCGCCGGGCCGGCGCUCAUAGCGAGCGGCGACGAGCUGGUCGCCGCCGUGUGGCCAUACCGGCGGCUGGCGCUGCUGCGGCGUCUCACGGUGCUGCCGUUCGCUGGGCUGCUCUACCCGGCCUGGCUGGGCGCCGCGGCCACCGGCUGCUGGGGCUGGGGCAGCAGCUGGGCGCAGAUCCCCGAGGCCGCACUGCUCGUGCUCGCCACUAUCUGCCUCGCGCACGCGCUCACCGUCCUCUCGGGGCAUUGGUCGGUGCAUGCUCAUUGCGCGCUCACCUGCACCCCGGAGUACGACCUCAGCAAAGCAACCUUCGUGAAGGUAGUGCCAACCCCCAACAAUGGCUCCACUGAGCUCGUGGCCCUGCACCGUGAUGAGGACGAAGGUGGGCAGGAGGUGCUGUCCUUCGAAUUCCAGAAGAUCAAGUAUUCCUAUGACGCCCUGGAGAAGAAACGCUUCCUCCCCGUGGCCUUUCCUGUGGGAAACUCCUUCUCUUACUACCAGAGCAACAGAGGGUUCCAGGAGGACUCAGAGAUCCGAGCAGCUGAGAAGAAGUUUGGGAGCAACAAGGCUGAGAUGGUGGUGCCUGACUUCUCAGAGCUCUUCAAGGAGAGAGCCACAGCACCCUUCUUUGUGUUCCAGGUGUUCUGCGUGGGGCUCUGGUGCCUGGAUGAGUACUGGUACUACAGCGUCUUCACGCUGUCCAUGCUGGUGGCCUUCGAGGCGUCUCUGGUGCAGCAGCAGAUGCGAAACAUGUCUGAGAUCCGGAAGAUGGGCAACAAGCCGCACACGAUCCAGGUCUACCGAAGCCGCAAGUGGAGGCCCAUUGCCAGCGACGAGAUUGUUCCCGGGGACAUCGUCUCCAUCGGCCGCUCGCCACAGGAGAACUUGGUGCCAUGCGACGUGCUGCUGCUGCGGGGCCGCUGCAUCGUGGACGAGGCCAUGCUCACAGGGGAGUCGGUGCCACAGAUGAAGGAGCCCAUCGAAGACCUCAGCCCCAACCGGGUGCUGGACCUGCAGGCCGACUCGCGGCUCCAUGUCAUCUUUGGGGGCACCAAGGUGGUGCAGCACAUCCCCCCACAGAAGGCCACCACGGGCCUGAAGCCGGUCGACAGUGGGUGUGUCGCUUAUGUCCUGAGGACUGGAUUCAACACGUCCCAGGGUAAGCUGCUGCGCACGAUCCUCUUCGGAGUCAAGAGAGUGACUGCGAACAACCUGGAGACGUUUGUCUUCAUCCUCUUUCUCCUGGUCUUUGCCAUCGCAGCAGCUGCCUAUGUGUGGGUGGAAGGCACCAAGGACCCCAGCCGCAACCGCUACAAGCUAUUUCUGGAAUGCACACUGAUCCUCACGUCAGUCGUGCCCCCUGAGCUGCCCAUCGAGCUGUCUCUGGCCGUCAAUACCUCCCUAAUCGCCCUGGCCAAGCUCUACAUGUACUGUACGGAGCCCUUCCGGAUCCCCUUUGCUGGCAAGGUGGAGGUGUGCUGCUUUGACAAAACAGGGACCUUGACCAGCGACAGCCUGGUGGUGCGCGGCGUGGCCGGGCUCAGAGACGGGAAGGAGGUGACCCCCGUGUCCAACAUCCCCAUAGAAACGCACCGGGCCCUGGCAUCAUGCCACUCCCUCAUGCAGCUGGACGACGGCACCCUGGUGGGUGACCCCCUCGAGAAGGCCAUGCUGACAGCUGUGGACUGGACACUGACCAAAGAUGAGAAAGUAUUCCCCCGAAGUAUUAAAACUCAGGGGCUGAAAAUUCACCAGCGCUUUCAUUUUGCCAGUGCCCUAAAGCGAAUGUCCGUGCUCGCCUCCUACGAGAAGCUGGGCUCCACCGACCUCUGCUACAUCGCGGCUGUGAAGGGGGCCCCUGAAACCCUGCACUCUAUGUUCGCCCAGUGCCCACCCAACUAUCACCAUAUCCACACGGAGAUUUCCCGGGAAGGAGCCCGUGUCCUGGCUCUGGGGUACAAGGAGCUGGGGCACCUCACUCACCAGCAGGCCCGGGAGGUCAAGCGGGAGGCCUUGGAGUGCAACCUCAAGUUCGUCGGCUUCAUCGUGGUCUCCUGCCCACUCAAGGCUGAUUCCAAGGCUGUGAUCCGGGAGAUUCAGAACGCCUCCCACCGGGUGAUCAUGAUCACAGGUGACAACCCUCUCACUGCCUGCCACGUGGCCCAGGAGCUACACUUCAUUGAGAAGGCACACACGCUAAUUCUGCAGCCCCCCACAGAGCAAGGUCAGCCUUGUGAGUGGUGCUCCAUCGAUGGCAGCAUCGUGCUGCCCCUGGUCCAGGGCUCCCCGAAGGCACUGGCCCUGGAGCAUGCGCUGUGCCUCACAGGCGAUGGCCUGGCCUACCUGCAGGCCGAGGACCCCCAGCAGCUGCUGCGCCUCAUCCCCCACGUGCAGGUGUUCGCCCGCGUGGCCCCCAAACAGAAGGAGUUUGUCAUCACCAGCCUGAAGGAGCUGGGCUACGUGACCCUCAUGUGUGGGGACGGCACCAAUGACGUGGGUGCCCUGAAGCACGCUGAUGUGGGUGUGGCACUCCUGGCCAAUGCCCCCGAGCGGGCCGUCGAGCGCAGGCGGCGCCCCCGGGACAGCCCCAUCCUGAGCACCAGCGGUGGCAGGGCCCCCUCCAGGGCUGCUAAGCAAAGGUCGGGGCUCUCGCCCCCGGACGAGCAACUCAUCUCCCAGAGGGUGAGUCUUGGGAGGGGGGGCCACCGGCACCCCCCCUGUGGCGAGAUCUCACCCCCGGCGGCCGCCCCACAGGACCGCCUGAGCCAGGUGCUGCGGGACCUGGAGGAUGACAGCAUGCCCAUCGUGAAGCUGGGGGACGCCAGCAUCGCGGCGCCCUUCACGUCCAAGCUGUCGUCCAUUCAGUGCAUCUGCCACGUGAUCAAGCAGGGCCGCUGCACGCUCGUGACCACGCUGCAGAUGUUCAAGAUCCUGGCGCUCAAUGCCCUCAUCCUAGCGUACAGUCAGAGCGUCCUCUACCUGGAGGGCGUCAAGUUCAGCGAUUUCCAAGCCACGCUGCAGGGGCUGCUGCUGGCUGGCUGCUUCCUUUUCAUCUCCCGCUCCAAGCCCCUCAAGACCCUGUCUCGAGAGCGGCCCCUGCCCAAUAUCUUCAACCUGUACACCAUCCUCACGGUCCUGCUCCAGUUCUGCGUGCACUUCCUGAGUCUCGUCUACCUGUACCGGGAGGCCCAGGCCCGGAGCCCUGAGAAGCAGGAGCCGUUUGUGGACCUGUACAAGGAGUUCGAGCCGAGCCUGGUCAACAGCACCGUGUACAUCAUGGCCAUGGCCAUGCAGAUGGCCACGUUCGCCAUCAACUACAAGGGCCCGCCCUUUAUGGAGAGCCUGCCUGAGAACAGGCCUCUGGUGUGGAGCCUGGCCGUGUCGCUCCUGGCCAUCGUGGGCCUGCUCCUUGGUUCCUCACCUGACUUCAACAGCCAGUUUGGCCUCGUGGACAUCCCAGUAGAGUUCAAACUAGUCAUCGCCCAGGUCCUAAUCCUCGACUUCUGCCUGGCACUCCUGGCCGACCGCGUCCUGCAGUUCUUCCUGGGGACACCGAAGCUGAAAGUGCCUUCCUGAGACAGCAGUGCCAUCACCUAUUGGUUACCCUGCUGCCGCUAGGCAGGAGCCCCCUGUGGGCCCCACGAGGGAACACUGCCCCACAGCAAGGCUGCCCCAGCCUUGCCCACCAAGACUGAGCUGGGAUCCCCCGCCCAUGGCUGUCCACAGGCCUGGCUGGCAGAACCAGCCCCUAGGCAGCACCUUUGGUAAAUAAAGAAGCAUCCAUAAUUUUAA